Messenger RNA from Lytechinus variegatus (green sea urchin), 1963 nucleotides. RefSeq names its product B-cell receptor CD22-like. NCBI's taxonomy places the organism in Eukaryota, Metazoa, Echinodermata, Echinoidea, Temnopleuroida, Toxopneustidae. Bases 725 to 1963 code for a protein of 412 amino acids. Gene Ontology annotation, molecular function: cell adhesion molecule binding. The record is from RefSeq and is a predicted model, not a curated record. Gene Ontology annotation, cellular component: cell-cell junction. Gene Ontology annotation, biological process: cell-cell adhesion. The transcript has 8 exons.
AUCAUCUCUGCGUUCUUCACUGAAUUCUGCUUAUCGCUAUGAUACUACAAGUACACUGUCACUUAUACCAUCGAGGUUUGAUCAUGGGAAACUUCUGAUUUGCCAGGCAAUUCAACCUAUAGUACCCGGAAGGCGGUCAGUGAAUGAUAGCAUGGUUCUAAACGUAUUAUCUAUUCCAGAUCCAACUUCUCGGCUCAUCGUCGACCAGAACAAGACGACAUCUUAAACCAUCUUUGUUGACGAAGAGCAAGGACAAGUUAAAGCUCAACAAACAGGACACCAUGCAUUUGAGGUGUCUAUCCAGACAGACUCUAUUCCAAUCAUUGGCGUAGAUUUCACCCUGGUCUGUUCGUUCACACCUGAAACAAGAUAUAAGCAAUUGGUGUGGAAAAAGGGUGAAAACAUCCAAGUGGCAUCGCAUUCUUGUUGGAGGUCCCUUUACUACUGUCCAGUGAAUUCUAUUCCAUUCCCAUUAAAAUUCAGCCUUAAAACCGACAAUUCCAGCGGAAAUUUAACUAUAAGAAACCUGAACGAGGACGAUAUCAGCGAUUACCGCUGUUCAUUAAGCAGUGGAGAGAUUUCAGGAUCCGCUAUCAAGCAAGUGAAGCCUCUUACACCAGAUCCACCGAAUAGAAUAUUGAUCACCGCUGGAAGAAAGACUCUUUACUGCUUUAACAAUAUAUCUGUUACGGCCGGAACACAACAUAACAUCACAUGCGAAUCAAUGUGGGCUAGGCCUCCAGCAAUAUUAAAAUGGCGUAUACCAGAAUGUGUGCCUGCCGUCGUCCAAGAUCAGUCUGAUGUCAUUCAAGGCAACUUUUACAUCUCCAGGAAAACGGUAACAAUCACACCCUCAAGGGACAAUCACGGAAAGAUUCUCAGCUGCACAGCAUCACAUCCAGAACUAGAAAAGGAGCUCAAUUGCUCAGUGGUCCUAAAAGUUCAAGUUUGGCCAAUGAAUGUGUUGCUUUUUACAACUGGUGGUAACCAGUCUCAUUCAACAGACAUAUACGUCCAAGAAGAUUCACCGACAUCAAUCACGUGUAAAGCUAUCGGAUCCUUCCCAGCAGUUGAUCUACCAGUGUCUUUUCCUUAUGGCUCUGACAUUAUUCCCAUUACGAAUUCUUCAAAGACUUCCAGUCUUUUCGACGAGAAGUUGUUCGACACUGACACUACCAUCAAAAUAUACCCGAAGAAAACGGACCACGGAAAGUAUAUUCGAUGUUAUGCAUUCAUGGACAGUGAAGUUGUUGGCCUAGAAUCUGCAAAAUUAAUGGUUUACGCCCUACCAGAUGAAGCUAAUAUUAACAUUCCAGAGGAUCUGCACGAUGGUAUGGACACAAAUGUAACAUGCAGAACAUCAAAUGGAUACCCAGCUCCUCUCACUCAUUGGUACAUUGGAUCAAGAAACCUGACAGAUAAUUCAUCGCUGAAGUCUUCAUUGAAUUCUGCUAAUCGAUAUGAUACUUUAAGCACUCUGAUCUUCGUACCAAGGAAGUUUGACCAUGGGAAACGUCUUCUCUGCCAGGCAGUUCAACCUGAAACAACCUUGGGUCGCCCAGUGAAUGAUAGCAUGGUUCUAAACAUAUCGUACGGCCCGAUUGUAUCCAUUACCUCUCGACGACUUACCGUGAGAGGAGUACACACUGGUUUUGUAUUGAAAUGUACUUCAGAUGGCAACCCUCCUGCUUUCACCUUCAAGUGGCUCUGUAACGGAAAAGACCUUUCUAGUCGCCGAAAUAUGACGCUCUACAAAACUGUAGCACAAGAUGAAACAGUGACUUCAAGCGAACUUGCAAUAGAAUACCCCUUUUCUGAAGAUUCGUGUGACUUCAAAUGCAUCGCUAAUUCAACAUAUGGCUCGGGAACUACAGUCUUAAACUCAAUAUUUUACGAUCCCCUGGUGAUUGGCAUUAAGACUACUGUUCUACACCUCGGAUCACAGGACUGUGAGAACGAAUAA